CUGCUCUCAGUUUCGCAGCAGCAGCAGCAGCAGCAGCAGCAGCAGCAGCAGCAACAGCAGCAGCAAAGAGGGACAGGACAACACGCUCUGCAGUCAAGAUGAGUGCUGGAGAUGUGGUCUGGACCGGCUGGCUCAUUAAAUCCCCCCCGGAGAAGAAACUCAAAAGAUUUGCUUGGAGAAAACGUUGGUUUGUCCUGCGAAGAGGCCGCAUGAGCGGUAACCCCGAUGUGCUGGAGUACUACCAGAGUAAGAGCUCCAAAAAGCCAAUCCGCACCAUCGACCUUAAAGAGUGUGAGGUGGAAAUGCUCAACGGUCAGCUCGGUAUAAAGCGAGACUUCGGAGAGAAGCAUCUCUUUGUGGUGAAGACGUCUGCUCGCAUUUUCUACUUGGUGGCCAAAACCGAAGAGGAGAUGAACAGCUGGAUCAGCAGUAUCAGUCACAUUUGCCAGUUUGGCAACCAAGAGGAAGCAGGGUGCUCAGAGGACGGUUUCCCGCGCACUCCAAUGUGGUUUCAGCCGUUGAGUGACAGCUCUGACAGGGCAUCUCUGUCAAGCCAAAUGGACUGUAGUCACCCGCCAGAUUAUCUUGUUCUUUCGCAAUGCGAGACGGGGAGUGAAAGCGCUUGCAGACAUGAGAGCUUUUCAAACUCAGAGACGUCUUUGGAACAGAAGUCAUGGGAGGAUGCUUUCAAGGACAUUGUCCCGUCACCUCCUUGUAGUGAUUCCUCGUCUCAGUCCCGCCUCAGUCCGUCUCCUUUCACGCUCGGGAGGUCGGCCAACCCUCCUCUCAGCGCCCCAUGCACUGCCCUAGCGCCAUCUUCCUCCUCUUCCCCGCUACAUCUCUGCGCCAUGAGUGUCUUCCAGUUUGACAAACCGUACCCCUGUGCGUCAUUGGAGGCCGCAAAUGACCGGCAAACACCUCCUCCGCUGCCACCUAAGCCUUAUAACCAUCUGUCUGACGAAGGCAUUCGCAGGCCGAGGGCAAUGAGUGCACUGCAUUUCCAAAAACAUGAAGCAGUGCUUCCCCGGAGGACAUCUUUGUCGAGCCUGGACCAUUUCGAAAUAGGAGAUGCUGACAGCAGAUCAACAGGGAACAGACGGCACACGCUUAAUUUGCAUUCCUGUUUUGAUACCACACUGGGUCAAAGUCAGCAAGAUGAUUCCUACAUCCCCAUGGCUUCCCCGUCCUCCUCUGCUGCCAUUGCUGAAUGUGAUGGUUACAUCCCCAUGAGGCCUGUCAGCUUCCUCGAUACAAACAGCAACAUUAUGACCACAAAGACUCUCAGCCCUGUCAUGAGCCAUGCACCUCCUCCGAUACACCGCCAUCUCAAACCUUGCUUGAGGAGAGCUCGGCCCCCACCUCUUGACUUGAGAGGCCUUUCAACAAUCACAGAAUGUCCAACUCAUCAUCCUUUGGGCAGACCAAUGACUGAAUCAUGUUUCAAAUUUUUGGGAAAGUGUUCAUCGCAUGAAGGAAGUUUUGAGAAUACGGAAAAUCCAAGAGAUGACGACACAAACUGUCCCAUAUCGCAUCACUGCUCGCUCAACUUUGAUGCAGCUCUUCCACUUUGGCCAAGAAGAUCAAACCUUGACUACUUGUCGUUGGAUUUUAACUCGGCAUCUCCUUCCCCUGUACAGAAAAAGCCUCUCCUCUCCGACGAGCAUAAGGUGGAUUAUGUUCAGGUGGAUGAGAAAAAGACUCAGGCACUGCAAAACACCAAGAUAGAGUGGACAGAUGUGCGACAAUCCAAAACAUAAGCUGAAAAGCCAUGAAGAAAAUAUUGACAGUUGAAAAAACGAUACCAAAAGAAGAAGUCUCAUUAUGAUAUCAACUCCCCUACUAUCUGCAGAAACUGUGGAAAUCAAAAUGUAAACCACUACCAUGUUUUCUGAGACUGCGCUGCCAUAAAGGAUCAUUGGAGAGAGAUACAACAAGAUCGACAGGACAUUUUCCAAUGUGAAAUACUUAUUGAAAAUAAGACUUUGUUUUUUAGGCACGUACCUCAGGAUUGGCUGAAAAGAGAUAAAUACUUGAAGAAUAUCCUUCUAGUGGCCUGUAUAAAGACUGUUGCCAGGAAGUGGUUUUCACUGGAGACCCCAACUUUGAAGAUUUGGACUGAAAUCAUAAUGGACAUUUAUAAAAUGAAGAUAACAGCAUUUAUUAAUUAUAAUUUGGCGAAAUGUAUUUCAUACUGGGAAAACUGUGCAACUAUGUCACGUCACAUAGGCCUUAUAUUAUUUUCUCGAAUUAGUGAUAGAGCACUGUGUAAAAAAGAUCACUCCCUAUAUGUUCAUAAUUUUUUCUUAGCUAUUUAUUUAUUACUAUCUGUUUAUAUUCUUUUUCAUAAUGUAUUUAUUAUCAGACAGGAGAUGUAUGAUGUGUGCAAAUAUGUUGUAAUGGAUGAGAAUGUCUGAUGCUGGACGUCAAUAAAAAGCAAUAAAAAAAAAAGAUUUAAAAGCAUUGAAAAAA
Molecule: messenger RNA, 2469 nt
Organism: Nerophis ophidion (straightnose pipefish)
Lineage: Eukaryota; Metazoa; Chordata; Actinopteri; Syngnathiformes; Syngnathidae
Gene: gab3
Product: GRB2 associated binding protein 3
Exons: 11
Coding region: 99-1757 (552 amino acids)
Source: RefSeq, a predicted model, not a curated record